Messenger RNA from Capsicum annuum, 1815 nucleotides. RefSeq names its product hydroquinone glucosyltransferase. Bases 254 to 1681 code for a protein of 475 amino acids. The transcript is spliced from 2 exons. The record is from RefSeq and is a predicted model, not a curated record. Gene Ontology annotation, molecular function: UDP-glycosyltransferase activity. NCBI's taxonomy places the organism in Eukaryota, Viridiplantae, Streptophyta, Magnoliopsida, Solanales, Solanaceae.
UCCUUAUUUGAUCCCACUUAAUUAAAAAAAAAUAUAUAGAAACAUAUUUUUUAAUAAAGGAUAAUUUUGAUAAAUAUUACAAAGUCUGUUCUUAUUUCUUAACAACACAUAAAAUGAAAUGGAAAAUAUACUUUAUACAAUGAGAUUAGUUGUUUACAUUAUUAAUUACCACCACCAGUGAGAUUAGUUUUAGUCAUUGGAACUUUGUUCCCCCCCUCUCCCGGCGAUAUUGAGCUCAUCAAAUAGCGCUACAAUGGGUGAUAAUACUCAAACACAAAAUCCCCAUAUAGUGAUGCUACCAACUCCUGGCAUGGGUCACUUAAUCCCUCUCCUCGAAUUCGCCAAACGACUCGUGUUAAGACACGACGACUUCUCUAUAACUAUCAUCCUAAUUCCUACAGAUCAUCAUGGCUCCAUCUCCGAAACUCUCGACGCAUCUCUUCCCUCAUCCAGCAUCAAUUAUAUCCUUCUUCCUCCCGUUAACUUUGACGAUUUAUCGGUUGAUGUUAAAAUCGAAACGCGGAUUUGCCUCACGAUUACGCGUUCACUUGCAUCCCUCCGUCAGGUUCUCAAGUCCAUCGUUGAAUCCAAAAACAGAGUAGUAGCCUUUGUGGCUGAUUUGUUUGGGACUGAUGGAUUUGACGUGGCCAAUGAGUUGAAGGUUUCACCUUAUCUGUUUUACCCUUCAACAGCUAUGAUGUUGUCACUAGAUUUUUAUUUAUCGGAGCUUGACCAGAUUGUUCCUUGUGACUAUAAAGACUUGCAAGAGCCUGUUUGCAUCCCAGGGUGCAUGCCUAUACAUGGGAAGGAUCUUCCAGACCCACUCCAUGAUAGAAAAGAUGAGGCAUACAAAUUGACUCUUCGCCAAACUAAGAGGUUCAAAAUGGCCCACGGUAUUAUUUUGAACAGCUUUAUUGAUAUGGAGCCUGGACCUAUUAAAUAUCUGCAAGAUGGGAACGAUAAUCCAAAAAUUUAUCCAGUUGGACCAGUUACAGUACUAGCUGACAAAACUAAUAGUGAUGAGUCACAAUGUUUGAAAUGGCUUGAUGAGCAGCCAAGUGGAUCAGUACUCUACGUUUCAUUUGGAAGUAGUGGAGUGCUAUCACAUAAGCAGAUAAUUGAAAUAGCAACAGGGUUAGAAAUGAGUGGACACAGAUUUUUGUGGGUGGUUAGAUGUCCAAAUGAUAGAAUUCCCAAUGCAGCGUACUUUAAUAUCCAAAAUCUAAGUAACCCUCUUGAUUUUUUACCUAAUGGCUUCUUGGAUAGGACCAAGGGGCUAGGUCUUGUGCUACUCAAUUGGGCACCACAGGUUCAACUCCUUAACCACAGUUCGAUCGGUGGAUUCUUGUCUCACUGUGGAUGGAAUUCAAUUCUGGAAAGCGUGGUUUAUGGCGUUCCACUUAUCACUUGGCCUCUCUUUGCAGACCAAAGAUCGAAUGCGGUCAUAUUAACCCAAGAUAUAAAAGUGGCAUUGAGGCUAAAAGUUUGUGACGAUGAAAUUGUUGCGCGAUUCAAAAUUGCUCAAGUUGUGAAAGAACUGAUGGAAGGUGAAGAGGGAAAACGAGUGCGUAAUAGAAUGAAAGAGCUAAAAGAUGCAGCAAUAAAGGCGUUGGAUGUAGAUGGCUCUUCUACCAAAACACUAGAUGAACUUGCUUCACAGUUUAAAAGUGUUAUCAUAUGAUUAAUUAGUUCAUUAGUAGCACAGCAACUUAGGUUGAAGGGUUUUUUUUUUUGUCUUUUUUAUGAUUAAGACUUUUAUGUAAGACUAAUAAAUGCAACUUUAAUAAUUCUAAGAUGGUUGAUUUUCUACUAAAA